This is a messenger RNA of Diplodia corticola, 816 nucleotides long. RefSeq lists its product as uncharacterized. NCBI's taxonomy places the organism in Eukaryota, Fungi, Ascomycota, Dothideomycetes, Botryosphaeriales, Botryosphaeriaceae. The transcript has 5 exons. Gene Ontology annotation, cellular component: cytoplasm. Gene Ontology annotation, molecular function: aldehyde-lyase activity. Bases 1 to 816 code for a protein of 271 amino acids. The record is from RefSeq and is a predicted model, not a curated record.
AUGCAGGCCGCAAACCGCUUUCAGAACGCCCUCAGGAAGGGUGGCGCCAGCUUUGGUGCAUGGCAGAUGCUGCCGGGCUCCAACCACUCCCGCGCCAUUGCCAGCGCCAACAUGGACUGGAUCUGCGUCGACACGGAGCAUGGAAACAUCGACGAUGGCCAAAUGCAUGAAUGUGUGGCAGCAAUUGCCGCUUGUGGCGUGAGCCCUCUUGUCCGCAUCCCGGCCAAUGAGGGAUGGAUGGUCAAGCGUGCCCUUGAUGCCGGUGCUCAUGGCAUCAUUGUCCCCCUUCUGUACACGGCAGACGAUGCCCGCAAGCUCGUGACAUCAGCCAAGUUCCCUCCUCAGGGCACGCGCGGCUUCGGCUCUCCGUUCCCCAUGGCCAAGUUCUCCAACCAGAGCACCGCCGAGUACCUGCUGCAGGCGAACGACGCCCUGGUCACCAUCGCCCAGAUCGAGACCAAAGAGGCCCUGGAAAACGUCAACGAGAUCGCGUCCGUCCCAGGCAUCGACGUCCUGCUCAUCGGCCCCUUCGACCUCGGCAACAACAUCGGCCACCCCAUUCUCGAUGGCACCAUGCAUGACAACCUCAAGGCUGCCAUCGAGCGCAUCCACAAGGCCGCGGGCGACAGCGGCAAGCGCACGGGUAUCUACUGCACCUCGGGCGAGCAGGGCUACGAGUACUCGCAAAAGGGCUUCCACAUGAUCUCCGUUGCCGCCGACAUGAUGGCCAUCCCGAAUUACUUCAACAGCGUCCUGAGCACCGCGAGGGGGGAGGGGGUGACGGCGUCCAAGGCGACUGGUCCUUAUGGGAGGUAG